Molecule: messenger RNA, 1755 nt
Organism: Anopheles maculipalpis
Lineage: Eukaryota; Metazoa; Arthropoda; Insecta; Diptera; Culicidae
Product: forkhead box protein J1-A
Exons: 5
Coding region: 1-1755 (584 amino acids)
Biological process (GO): regulation of transcription by RNA polymerase II
Molecular function (GO): DNA-binding transcription factor activity, RNA polymerase II-specific; RNA polymerase II cis-regulatory region sequence-specific DNA binding
Source: RefSeq, a predicted model, not a curated record
AUGACGCAACUCGAGGAGGACGACCUUUUGAACAAUUUGCUCAAAAUUCCUGGUACCAUUAUUAUCUACAACAAUGAUAUGAGCUCCUACGAUUACAUACUAAACGCUCACAAUGUGGCGCUACCGCUUACACCGGCAACUUCAACGGCCGGUUCCGCCACAUCGGAACAGUCGGUGGACGACCUUAACAGCAGCACAUCGAUCGAUGCGGACGUGGCAUGUUCGCCGAGCCCUACAAACCAACACUACCCAGUCGGAGUUUCGCAACUGGCAAUCAGUUCUCCCGGCUCCCACUUCGCACUGGAUACGCCUGGUAAUUCCGAGCUGGAUCACAGCUUCAGCAGUGUGGAAACAUCCGGACCCGCAAUAUCCGAAUGUACGGAAGAUCCUAACGCGUCAGGUCUGGUUGGCGAAACCGAAACGGAUGAGCUCGAGUACGAAGAGAUGGAAACUGGUCCUGCCGAAGCGCGGGAUGAAGACGAUGACGAUUCCGAACCGGAGCUAACGAAUUUGUCCUGGUUGACGGAGUUGAAGAACAUUACCAACCUGACACCCUCGGACGCUCCACUGACGGAUUUGCCAACAGCACGGUUCAAUAAAUUUAUCGCACAAGUACGAAGGAGCCGUGAGACAUACGACAAGCGCAAAGAGCAGUACACGUCACUGGCGAGCUCGCUGGAAAAACCACCCUUCAACUAUGCACAAAUCAUCGCCAUGGCCAUGCUGGAGGAGGGCCGCAUGACGCUCAAACAGAUAUGCAAAUGGAUUCAGGAAAAGUUUUCCUACUACAAAGUGCACAAAAACUGGAAUAACUCGAUCAGGCACAAUUUGUCGUUGAGUUUUUUCUUUACCAAAGUACAACGGGCCAAAGAUGAGAAGGGAAAAGGAGGCUACUGGGAGCUGUCCAUGGAUGUGUCAAAAAGCGAACGCCGUCGGGUACGCGUACGGCAACGGAACAAAUCAACCAACAAUGGCACACAAACCAACCGCCGAUCCUCGUCGGCUCGGUUCGAGUCAAAGGGACCCUCGUAUAGCACUGUCGAACAUGCUGGCAAUAUCAACAACAACAACGAACAAACUGUUAACAACAAUCUUCCUAAGUAUCCGUUGGCCUCAUCCUGUGAGGUCACACCAGAAACGAUCGAAACAACGUCGUUACUACCAACGAUUGAACCCGUUGUUGAUGGUAGUAUGCAAGGACCACAACGCGUAGAACAGUUGAUCGCACUAGACAGCAAUAAUAACAAUUGUCCGCAGCCGCAAGCAUCCGUAACUGCUCCUCUUCAGGUGCAGAACGUGAUGAUCGAUAUUAUUGACAACUACAGCAAAUCUUCGCUGGAUACCGUGCUUCAACCGAUACCGAUUGGACAAGCAGAGCUGCCUACCUUGCAACCGGUUGCGGAGGUACCAGUAAACGAGGAACAGCUAAUGCAAGCCAGCGCAAUGGUGGAAAACUGCACGAUCAACUUCGAUUCCAUCAUUAACGGCGAAAAUGGUGCCAGUCUUUUCAACAAUCUCAACGUGGACGAGAUCUUUUCCGAUAAUGAAAUUCCGCAGCCGGCGAACGACGAUAUCAUUGUGCCAUUCUUCAGCAACGUGCAGCAGGUUCAGGCCGGUCCAAACGUGGUCGUCGAAACCAUCCCGUACUAUCUACCGGACAUGGGGAACUUUGACGAGAGUGAUUUCGGUAACCUGAUAAACAUCAACGAGCAGGAGAUUAGUGACGAGUUUCUGAACGAGCAUGGAUUUCUGUAG